Messenger RNA from Paramecium pentaurelia, 1732 nucleotides. The record is from the annotation of a GenBank genome assembly. Lineage: Eukaryota; Ciliophora; Oligohymenophorea; Peniculida; Parameciidae.
AUGGGAAUUUGUUCUAGCUAAAGUCAAAAAAAUCAUGAGAAACCAACUGAAAAUAAGAAAUUUGAUUCAACAAAAGAAGAAUAAUAAAAACCGGAAACUUUGACAUAGAAUAAUUAAUAGAAACAAGAUAGUAAUUGAAUUGUUAUAUUGUCAAGUUUAAGGUGACACCGGAGGUCUUGUUAUCACAAGUGCCAAGAUGGGAAGAAUUACAAGAGAUUAUACACUUCUUAAUCCUCCACUUGGAAGCGGUAUAUACUAUAAUUAAAGUAUAAUAGGAGCAUAUGGGGAAGUAAGAAAAGGAAUACAUAAAUAAACAGGUAUAAUAAGGGCAGUAAAAAUAAUACACAAGUCACAGACAACAAAGGAAGAGUAAGAGAGAUUGAUGAAUGAAGUUUAAAUUCUAUAAAAGCUAGUAAAAUUAUUAAAAGAGUUCUUAGGAUCAUCCAAAUAUUAUAAAAAUCUAUGAAUUUUAUUAAGAUGAUAGAUUUUUUUAUAUUGUUACAGAAUUGUGUACUGGAGGAGAAUUAUUUGAGAAAAUUAGAUAUGAAGGUAGUUUUUCAGAGAAGAAAGCAGCAGAAAUUUUGAAAUAAAUCCUAUCUGCUGUAAAUUAUUGUCAUUAAGAGAAAAUAGUACAUAGGUAAUUUUUAUAAUUUAUUGAAUCAGAGAUUUAAAACCAGAAAAUUUACUAUAUGAAUCUGAGAAAGACAAUUCAUUAUUAAAAAUUAUUGAUUUUGGUACUUCUAGAGAAUUUGAUGUUAAUUAAAAAUUGAAUUAAAAAUUAGGUACACCUUACUAUAUUGCUCCUGAAGUAUUAAAUAGAAAAUAUGAUGAAAAAUGUGAUAUUUGGUCAUGUGGUGUAAUAUUGUAUAUAUUAUUAUGUGGGUAUAUUGUACAAAGUAGAUUAGGUUUCCACCUUUUGAUGGUAAAACUGAAGAAAAGAUUAUGGAAAAAGUAAAGAAAGGCACUUAUUCAUUUGAAUCAAUAGAAUGGGAAGAUGUUAGUAAGGAAGCAAAAGAAUUUAUAAAGAAAUUAUUGUAAUAUGAUCCAACAAAGAGAUAUAGUGCUCAAUAAGCAUUAUAAGAUCCUUGGAUUAAGAAAUUCACAAAUGCUGCUGAGGUUGAAUAACCAUUAAUGAAGAAAGUAUUGACAAAUAUGAAAAAUUUUAGGGUAUUUAUAAUUGUAUUAAUAUAGUAACACUAAAAAUUGUAAGAAGCAUGUUUUAAAUAUAUUGUUAAUCAAUUGGCAACUAAAGAAGAGAAAUAAGAAUUAUUAAGAACAUUUCAAUCUUUGGAUACAAAUAAUGAUGGUAAAUUAAGUAAAUAAGAAUUAUUGAUUGGUUAUUAAAAGAUAAUGAAUGCUGAUUAAGCUAUAGAAGAAGUUGAAAAAGUAUUUGCAUAAGUAGAUAAAAAUAAUUCAGGAAUGAUAGAUUAUACUGGUAUAUAUAAUUAUUAUAUAUAAUUAAUUAUUAGAAUUUGUAAUGGCUACAAUAGAUAGAUAAUAAUUAUUAUCAAAAUAAAGAUUAUAAUUAACAUUUAGAAUGUUUGAUGCUGUAAUAUAUAAUAUAUAAAUAUAAUAGGAUAAAAGUGGUUCAAUAAGUUUAGAUGAACUUAAAUAAAUAUUUGGUGGAAUAUCAGAAGAAAUGUGGAAAUAAGUUGUUUAAGAAGUAGAUUAAAAUUAAGAUGGUUAAAUUUCAUUAGAAGAAUUUUGUGCUAUGAUGAAAAAGAUUGAAUGA